This is a messenger RNA of Pollicipes pollicipes, 3176 nucleotides long. RefSeq names its product protein masquerade. Gene Ontology annotation, molecular function: serine-type endopeptidase activity. The record is from RefSeq and is a predicted model, not a curated record. Gene Ontology annotation, biological process: proteolysis. The transcript has 8 exons. Lineage: Eukaryota; Metazoa; Arthropoda; Thecostraca; Pollicipedomorpha; Pollicipedidae. Bases 885 to 3098 code for a protein of 737 amino acids.
UUGAUCUUGCUCUGCCUUGUGUGUUGGGGUGUGGAGCACCGUUCGCGGGCACAGCUUCUGGUUGGUCGUGAAGGCAUUGGAGCUGUGCGGAAACGUGUUUGGUGUGUGUGUGUGUGCGCGCACACAAGGCAGGCAGGACCCGGUGCGGUCGGGUGGAUGCGAUGCGGGUGUGCCGUCUGGUGGGCUCGAACGCUCCCACGCCCGGACGCGGACCAGCUAGGGGACUCGCCUCAUCUGCGGCGUGCGGAGCUGUUGGAACGAGCUGGGGUGGACACGGGCAGCGCAGAACCUAGCCAAAAUGAUGACCGUCUGGGCGCUCCUGAUGAUGCUGCUGGCGGCGCCGGCGCAUGUGCACGUGCUGGAGCUGCCCGUCGCCUGCCCCGAGCAGAGCUGGUGCAUACCCGGCAGCUACUGCGACGCAGACUACGUCAUCUAUGACGCCAGACACGGAGAGGAGGAAGACUUCAUAUGCGGUGCCACAGUCGACACCAUACGCUUCGUCUGCUGCCACACCCAGGAGUUGCUGCCCAACCAGUUCCAGCCCAACGUCAAGCACUGGUAUUACCAGAGGAAGGGCUCGGUGUCGGCGGGUCUGCUGGCGGCGCCAUGGAGCGGUCAUCCUUCAGUGGAUUCCCUUCCUGACGCGGCGUCUGACUACGAUGACUUCGACGACGUGGACGAGGCGGUGGUGGAGGUGGAGGAGGACGAUGGGGAGGACGAUGGGGAGGACGAGCCGCUGGAGCCUCUGCGGGAGCUGCGGAAGCUGACGGAGCCGCUACAGGAAUCACAGGGACCGCAGGAGCCACUGGAGGUGGAGAGGGGUGACGCCGGCGCCGCCGAGAUGCUCGAGUCUCCGUCCGCCGAGAAUCUGUCCACACCGCUCCAUGUGUGUCCACUGGAGCCUCUGCCAGGUGGACCAUGUGCGCUACGAGGUCGGCGUGUCUGAUUCUGAGGACUUCCUGUGCGGCGUCACCGACGACUCUGAGCUGUUCGUCUGCUGCGGACGUCUGAUUCUGAAUGUGGCCUCGGCGGCGCGCGCCGAACCCGACCGUACGUCAACCGUGAGCCAGCUGCCGCUCGGCCACCUGGCCGAAGCCUUCUCGCUCUUCUCGCCUCCGCCGGAGGUCACGACCCCGGCGCCGCCGCCCUCGCCCGAGGCUGUAGAGGCGGCCAAGACCCAUAACCACUAUUUGCACGAGGUGUUGUUCCAGGAGCGGAGGCGGAGGGAGGUCGCCAGUGCUCUCCCACUCGGCCAGGUGAUAUACCCAUCCGAGAUCGCGCGGGAGCGUCUCAAAGAUCAGAACGGCGCUCCCGAAGCUGCCGUCGAGACCACUUUCAGAUCGACUCUGGGCGGCCGCUUGAAGCCAGCGAGCUCGGCCGGCAGGGUGAAGCUGGGCGGGUUGACGCCACCUCCGGCAGCGACGACUGGUGAGCCUGACGUUAGUCGUGAGUUGCCAAUUCCGCCGCGGCCGCCACCCCAACCACAGCAGCCGCAGCCGCAGCCGCAGCCGCUCGAGUCGCUCGCCUUCAUUGCGCCGCCGCCGGUGUCUCCGCCGCUUGCGACGCCGCCGCCUGCCGCCGCCGCCACAGCCCCACCUCUAGCGGCUAUCUCUGUGGCGCCGCGGACGGUGCCGACACCAAUCAACGCGGACGUGCGUCCCCUGAAGGCGGCCAUCUGGCGGGGAAGCGACGCGGAAGACGGCACGCCUGACGAGGAGGCUGCGAGCGGCCGCACCUCGGCCAAGGAGGCGGGGUCGGGCAGCAUCCUGAGUCAGAUCCUGGACAGUCUGCCGGGCGGACCAAACUCGCGCCACCACGAAGAGGGGCUGCCGCCACGGCGCGGCCAGUUCUUCGCGCCGCUGCCCGUGCGGCGGCCGCCGACGGCUCACCAGCCGGCCAGGCCGCCCGUCGGACUGCGGCCGCCGUUCCCCGAGCCGGACUUCGAGCCGCCCCACCUGCGGCCGGGACACCAGGAUCCGCCCCACCUGAGGCCGGGACACCAGGAGCCGCCCCACCUGAGGCCAGGACACCAGGAUCCGCCGCACCUGAGGCCAGGGCACCAGGAGCCGCCGCACCUGAGGCCGGGACACCAGGAUCCGCCACACCUGAGGCCAGACCAUUUGGGCUCCUCUCAUCAGCAGCCGCCUCACCGUGAUCCCCCUCACUUUGAGCGUCCUGGACUGGAUGUACAUCACGUCCAGCAACAUCACUCCCUAAACCACCCGACGGUGGCGCCGCUCUGCGGCCGCGGUAGCGAGCUGGGGCUGCACGCGCGCAUCACGACGCAGCGCGGCGAGGACGGCGUGACCGGCUACGGCGAGUACCCGUGGCACGUGGGCGUGCUGGCGGCCGACCUGAGCUACCUGUGCGCCGGCGUGCUGGUGGCGCCGCGCAUGGCGCUGACAGUAGCCCACUGCGUGGCUCAGCGGCCCGUCGGCGCGCGCCUCGUUGCGCGCGUUGGCGACUGGGACUUGGCCGCCGACGACGAGCUCUACGAUGCCUACGACGUCGAGGUGGUGCAGGUUAUAGUGCACCCCGACUACUACGCGGGCAACUUGCAGAACGACGUAGCGCUGCUGAUGCUGGACCCGCCGGUGGAGGGGCUGCCGCACGUCCUGCCAGCCUGCCUGCCGCCGCCGCACGCAGACUUCACACACCAACACUGCUGGGUGACCGGCUGGGGUCAGGCGCGCCAUGUCUCCGGGGACGUGCACGACCCCACCUCCUACAGCUGGCUGUUGCGCGAGGCGCCGGUGGCUGUGGUGCCGCCACGCUCGUGCCAGCAGCACCUGCGCUCCACCCACCUGGGCCCGUUCUUCCAGCUGGCGGCGCGCGGCGUGCUGUGUGCCACCGGCCGGGCCGGCAGCGACGCCUGCUUCGGGGACGGCGGCGGCGCCGUGGUCUGCCCGCUGGCCCAGGACGGGCCCGACGGGCCGCUCUACGUGGCAGGCCUGGUGUCCUGGGGCAUCGGCUGCGGCCAGGACAUCCCUGCCGUCUACACCAAGGUCUCCGACUACUACGACUGGAUCGUCGGCCACGUGAAGGACGUCAACACCAUCGCGCUGUUCCAGUACGCCCGAGCGGCCGACGCUCGAUGAACGGAGCGGCGCGGAGCGAAGCCGGCGUUGUUGAUGCUGAAUGUGAUUUAUGGUGAUGACAAUACAUCAUGAACGGAG